Messenger RNA from Halichondria panicea, 3000 nucleotides. RefSeq lists its product as uncharacterized. The record is from RefSeq and is a predicted model, not a curated record. Bases 1 to 2058 code for a protein of 685 amino acids. NCBI's taxonomy places the organism in Eukaryota, Metazoa, Porifera, Demospongiae, Suberitida, Halichondriidae. The transcript has a single exon.
AUGGAAGAAUAUAUGGACCUGAAUCAUGCUGAAAUUGUUCCAGUUGCUGAUUUACAGAAACAAAAUGAAGAUGUGUUUUAUUUGCCAAUGCAUGCUGUUCACAAGGAGCACAGUACGACUACGAAGAUCAGGGCUGUAUUUGACACGUCAGCCAAGUCUACCACCGGCGUCUCACUGAACGACACACUGUUGGUCGGACCCACCGUACACCCUCCACUGAUAGAUGUUCUAUUACAAUUUCGACUACACAAGAUUGCGAUCACAGCUGACGUGAGCAAGAUGUACAGGGCUGUUGAACUGACUCAACCCGAUCGGGAUCUCCACAGAUUUGUGUGGCGCAGCAAGCCCGACAACACUCUAGUCGAUUACAGAAUGACGAGAAUUACAUUUGGUGUCUCUGCUUCUGCUUUUGCAGCUAACAUGUCAGUCAAACAAAAUGCUAUUGAUCAUGCUACUGAGUUUCCACAAGCUGCAAACGUAGUGAACACUUCAUUCUACGUCGAUGACUGUCUAACAGGUGCUAACUCGAUUGAAGAAGCAGUUGAGCUCCAACAACAACUACAUGGUCUUUUUGCAAAGGGAGAAUUCUUACUCAGGAAAUGGAAUUCUAACAACACCACUGUGUUACAAAACAUAUCUCCCGAGCUCAGAGACAGUCAACCACUACAACUGCUACCCACCAAUGAUGAAUACACCAAGACUCUAGGGAUUGAGUGGAGCGCAAAGAAGGAUCAUUUUCGACUCACUGUUGCCAAACCACCUCCACUUGAAACACUGACCAAACGAACCCUAGUAUCAGACAUCGCCAAGACAUUUGAUGUGCUUGGGUGGUUCUCACCUGCCACCAUCAAGGUGAAGAUUCUGCUGCAGAAGGUAUGGGAGGAGAGAAUAGAUUGGGACGAUCCAGUUCCAAUGCAUAUCAAAGACAUCUGGUCGAAAUGGCGGACCGAAUUGCCCAAACUAUCUCACAAGCUCAUUUCCCGUUGCCACUUCGACACAGACACAGAAAUUGUAUCCACCCAGCUCCAUGGUUUUUCAGAUGCCUCAGAGUCAGCCUAUUCUGCUGUUGUAUAUCUUCGUCUCACAGAUACUUCUGGUCUCCAUCAAAUCUCUCUGGUAAUAUCCAAGACAAAGGUAGCGCCGAUCAAGCGUCUCUCAAUUCCAAGGCUCGAACUUUGUGGUGCACAUCUACUUUCUCAAUUGCUACACCACGUCAAACGAGUACUCUGCAUACCAUUGUCUAACAUACAUGCCUGGACAGACAGCACAGUAGUGCUGAAUUGGCUGGACGGCAGUCCUAAGCGUUUUAAGAAUUAUGUGGGCAACAGGAUCUCAGCCAUCCUUGACUUGAUGCCACCAGACAAAUGGAAACACGUUAAUGGACUCCAGAAUCCUGCUGACUGUGCAUCCAGGGGCCUCUACCCCUCUGAAUUGCUAGAUCACCCUCUCUGGUGGAGCGGUCCUGACUGGCUCAAGCAAGACCAAACCAAUUGGCCAACACUUACUCCCAACAACCAUGAUGAUGAAGGAACAGAGAUUUCAUUAGUGGUCAUACAAACAUUCCCCCAACCUGUGAUUCCAGUCGAUCGGUUUUCAAAACUCAACCAACUCAAGCGUGUCACCUGUUGGAUCAUUCGCUUUAUCAAAAAUAGCAGAUUCAAGGAUCAUUCCAAGAGAAUUCUUACACCUCUGACCAUGUCAGAGCUCCAAGAAGCAGAAAACUAUUGGAUUAAGAUUAUCCAAGCGGCUCAUUUCAAGACGGAAAUUGAGCACAUACUCAGCAAGCAACCACUAUCUAAGUCUAAUUCACUCCUCACACUGAACCCAAUUGUUGAUAAUUACAAUCUGCUACGUGUUGGUGGGCGAAGGCAAUUAUCUGCAACCCCAUACCACUCGAAACACUCCACCAGAAAUCGCGAUAUGGUCGUUAUCAAAGAAGAUUCCCCUCUACUCAACGAAUGGCCACUGGCUAGAGUGAUUGGGGUGAACCGGACACGAUGGUUUAGUUCGUGUGGCAACCAUCAAGACUUCAAAUGGUGUAUACAAACGCCCGAUUAACAAGCUCGCACUCCUACUACCAAGUGAAGAACAACAACAUUGAAGAUGAACUUAUAUGCAAGGAAAUGUUUUGAAACUAUAUUUAAGACUAUUCGGUCUUGGCCGGCGGUAUGUUGGCAUGUGUACUGGCGUGAUUGUUCAUGAUUUAUCCUGUUCUAUCCUGUUUUAUCCUGAUGUACUAUUUAUCAUGUGUCAUACCAUACAUUUACGCUGUUGUGUAAUUCACAGUUUUUCUUUUGGUUGUUUAUUCACACUUGUUUCUGGAUCAUUCUAGAAUUAUUCUCGAUCACCCCCCUGGGACCUGACUCUUAUAAAUAGUUGUCCAUCCAUUACCUUUUUAGUCGUUGGUUUUUGAGUUGCUGUCUUUGUAUAGUUUGCUGGCUUAUUGUGAAUUUACUAGAUCUAUAUGAAAUAUAAAAAUGUUUAUUGGCAGUCAAUCUCAACAAUAGUAAUAGUCUAGUCUGUAUGGUUGCAUGAAGAAUCCAACAAUGCUGAUUGAAGUAGUUCCAGUGGAAAGUCUUAUAGUUCAUCAACUCUUGGGAUGUUCGGAGCAUCCAGUUGGAUGGCAAGCUCAUGCUCGUUCUUUACAACUACACUCAAACCCUCUGAAGUGGCUCUUGCUGGGCAACCACCUUAUGUUUUUGCACCUCCAGAAUUGAUAAUUUCCGUCUCUUACUUUUGUAUAGAUAUAUACCCCUCCAAUUGAAGGUUCUUUCCUCCUCGGUUUGUCUUGAUGAAUUGAGCCAUCAUCAUGAUGUUGCAAAUUAGUGCAUAAAUUUAGUGGCUACUCAAUAUACCUGUCAACCUUUGGCACAAACUGGCACAUGUACUAUAUAGUAAAGAAAGGUCAAUUAACACAGCUUUAAAAAUAGUGAAUUUCUGGAUUUUAAGAUUGGAGUUGAUUUGAGUUGAUUUCAGGAGUCGAGUUGACUCCAUGAAAAG